AAGCAAAGACUCUUUGAUAAGGAUACCUGCGGAAAAUCUAGAACAAUAGGCUAAUAGAAUCGAGAGAACAGACGUAGGACUGAUCCAUCUCCCAGAAUCCUUCACUCCACGCUCUGCGCCUCCAUGCCAGCCCGGGCGCUACUUUCUGUGUGGCUGCUGCUGGCUGUGGCCGCCUGGCAUGCGAAGGGUCACCCACAGUGCCUGGAUUACAAGCCCCCCUUUCAGCCGCCAAAGCCACUGACUUUCUGCUCCAUGUAUUCCUCCUUCGGGUGCUGCGACGCGGCUCAGGAUGAAGCCAUUGCCAGCAGGUUCCACUACGUGUCUGAGUUCCUGGACCACACGGGGGUCGCCGUCUGUGGCUCUUAUAUCCGGGACAUCUUGUGCCAGGAAUGCUCACCUUAUGCUGCCCACUUAUACGAUGCAGAAGACGCCAACACCCCACUCCGUGACCUCCCGGGACUCUGCGGUAACUACUGCACAGAGUUCUGGCUACGUUGCCGGUCCAUGCUCGGACUGCUCAUCGACGACAAGGAUGUAUCAGAAAUUGAAAAAGAUGUCGCCAAAUUCUGCCGUUUCUUGACCCUGGAUGAUAUAAACUACUGCUACCCCAAUGUAUUGACCAACGCAGAACUCAACAGCGGCCUCGGUGACGUGAAGGAGGAUGAAGAAGGCUGCCUCCAGCUCUGCUUACAAGAGGUGGCCAAUGGACUUCGGAAUCCGGUAGCUAUGGUUCAUGCCAAUGAUGGAACCCAUCGCUUCUUCAUAGCCGAGCAGCUCGGUUACAUUUGGGUCUACCUUCCCAACGGGUCAAGAGUGGACAAGCCAUUCCUGAACGUCUCCAAAGCGGUUCUCACCUCCCCGUGGGCUGGAGAUGAAAGGGGUUUCCUCGGUGUUGCUAUGCACCCUGAUUUCCGACACAAUGGGAAAUUCUAUGUCUACUACUCCAUCUCUUCCAAGACAGACGAGAAGAUAAGGAUUUCCGAGUUCCACUUAUCCAACAACGAUGUUAACAUGGCAGAUCACAGCUCGGAACGGAUUAUCCUGGAGGUCUCGGAGCCCGCCUCGAACCACAACGGAGGGCAGAUACUGUUUGGGGCGGACGGCUAUCUGUAUAUCUUCACUGGAGACGGCGGCAAAGCAGGAGACCCAUUCGGAGAAUUUGGAAAUGCCCAAAACAAGUCUUCUCUGCUCGGUAAGGUUUUACGUAUCAACGUGACCGGGAAUGACCGGGGACCCCCUUACCGCAUACCCCCCGACAACCCCUUUGUGCGGGAGCGUGGCGCGCGGCCCGAGGUGUUUGCGUACGGCGCCAGAAACAUGUGGCGGUGCUCGGUGGACAGAGGCGACCCGGCGACCGGGAGCGGGAAAGGACGCAUCUUCUGUGGCGACGUGGGGCAGAACAAGUACGAGGAGGUGGAUCUCAUCGUCAGGGGGGGCAAUUACGGCUGGAGGGCAAAAGAAGGAUUCUCCUGUUACGACAAGAAGCUUUGUAACAACGCGUCGCUCGAUGACAUCCUGCCCAUAUUUGCGUACCCACACUCCGUGGGCAGGUCGGUCACAGGGGGGUACAUCUACCGGGGCUGCCAGAUGCCCAAUCUCAACGGGAGGUACAUUUUCGGAGACUUCAUGAGCGGGCGUCUGAUGUCCCUGAAAGAAGAAGCAGAGGAGCGGCAGUGGCAUUACACGGAGAUCUGCAUGGGGCAGGCGAUUACCUGCAACUUCCCCAAACUCAUCAACAGCUACUUUCCCUACAUCAUAUCGUUCGCAGAAGACGAGGCAGGAGAGAUGUAUUUCUUGUCCACGAGGACGCCCAGCGCUGCGGUGCCCGCUGGAGUUUUGUACAAGAUAGUGGAUCCUUCCAAACGCGCUCCGCCUGGAAAGUGUCCUGUGACUCAUCUUCCAGUCCCGGUGAAAGGAAAACUCAUAUCUUUUUACCCGAGACAAAAACUCAUCCUGAAAUCUAAAAGUGUCACAACAGAACCUCCGACAACCUCCAAGAGCGCCGAGACAAGAGAAUUCGGUACAACUGCGGCCCACCAUUACCCAACCAAGGCUUCUAGUAUGCCAAGGACAUCACCUGCUCCUACAUAUCCAACGACGUCGCCUUUCCCGAAAUUAACCACCGCCAGAAGUCACAUGACACCGACGCCGAAAACAGACGGCCACAGACGGCCCAAAGUGACGGCCACCCAGCGGCCAGCGGUAAGUCACGGCAAACCCACCGUGUCUUGGAGAGAAGAACUCAACGUGUUGAUCACCAGGAAAACGUCCUACACGCCAGCGGCUCCGCACCCCGUGACCCCAACGCGCCCCCCCAGGACAACCCAACAGGCGGGCCAUAAACACGGAGGCAAAAAGCACCCUAAAAAUAAAAGGGGCAAGAAGAAAAUAGUUAAGAAGCAAAAGACCAAGGUGGUGAAGAGAAUCAAACACGGGACGGUGCGCCUGGUCAACGAGGAGAACAAGCCCGACCGAGGCAGGAUCGAGAUCCACGUUAAUGGGGAAUGGGGGACCGUCUGCAACGACAGGUUUGACAGCCAAGCCGGGGCUGUGGUCUGCCAGCAGUUGGGUUACCCCGUUGUGUUGAGGGUAGCCAAGAGGGCCGAGUUCGGGCAAGGAAAAGGAAUUCGGAUUCUCCUGGAUGAGGUGCGCUGCGAAGGCUGGGAGAAAACCCUGCUGGAAUGCCGAAGGUCCAAGAUCGGAGAACACGACUGCACCCACGAGGAGGACGUGGGAGUCGUGUGCGGGACGGAGGAGCAGUACGAGGACGAGGAGCUUUCCUAAAUCCGGGGAGAGA
Messenger RNA from Spea bombifrons (plains spadefoot toad), 2797 nucleotides. Its product is annotated as HHIP-like protein 1. Lineage: Eukaryota; Metazoa; Chordata; Amphibia; Anura; Pelobatidae. The record is from RefSeq and is a predicted model, not a curated record. Bases 124 to 2784 code for a protein of 886 amino acids. Gene Ontology annotation, cellular component: membrane. The transcript is spliced from 9 exons.